ACAAUCAACAUGGUCACUUCACUCGUCGUCUGCAGUUGUUUGGUCGCUCUCUUGACCAUUGGUUCGGUCAGCACCGAUGGUCAUGUAGAGCCUUACACGGCCGCACUGUUGGCGCUGCUCACUGGCAAUCCGGAAUUCUAUCCGGCUAUAAACCAAUAUCAGAGGAGGAUUCCUCAACAAGGACGACCUUACUAUUCGAACGUCAUCGCCCACUAUCCGCGUUAUUAUCCGGCUUAUCCACCUGAUGCGGAUUUCUUGAGUUAUCCGCAAACGUUUGAUCAACGUAUUGUACAAGAUGAUGAAUCUGAAAUGAAUUCAUUUCGUUCUGGAUCUGCGCCCCGUUUCUUUGGCAAGAAAGUCCCAAUUUCGGGACUCUUAUCGGCACUGAGAGGACCCCCAGGUCCUCCAGGCCCUGCUGGAACUCCAUCACCUCCACCAGGUCCUCCAGGCCCUCCAGGCCCAGCUGGCCCAGCUGGUCCAGCCGGUGCAGUUGGCCCCGCAGGUCCCGCAGGCGCUGAUGGUCCCCCCGGACCUGCCGGCCCAGCAGGCCCUGCAGGUGCUGAUGGCCCUCCUGGCCCUGCUGGACCACCUGGCCCAGCUGGUCCUGCAGGUCCAGCAGGUCCAGCAGGCCCAGCAGGUCCAGCCGGACCUCCAGCUCUUUAAGAAAAAUGUUUUUAAUCAAAUGAAAU
Molecule: messenger RNA, 689 nt
Organism: Daphnia carinata
Lineage: Eukaryota; Metazoa; Arthropoda; Branchiopoda; Diplostraca; Daphniidae
Product: ectodysplasin-A-like
Exons: 3
Coding region: 10-663 (217 amino acids)
Source: RefSeq, a predicted model, not a curated record